Messenger RNA from Hyposmocoma kahamanoa, 1039 nucleotides. Its product is annotated as ribonuclease H2 subunit A. The coding region runs from base 92 to 1039 and encodes 315 amino acids. Gene Ontology annotation, molecular function: RNA binding; RNA-DNA hybrid ribonuclease activity. NCBI's taxonomy places the organism in Eukaryota, Metazoa, Arthropoda, Insecta, Lepidoptera, Cosmopterigidae. Gene Ontology annotation, biological process: DNA replication, removal of RNA primer; mismatch repair. The record is from RefSeq and is a predicted model, not a curated record. The transcript has 5 exons. Gene Ontology annotation, cellular component: ribonuclease H2 complex.
CGCCACUGUGCUUUUGUUUGUGUGUUUAUUGUAUUUAUUAUUAAUAAUAAGUACUGACUAUUAAAGACGAUUCAAGUAUUUAAUAAAUUAGAUGAUGGAUUCGCUACAAGGCUUACAGGAAUUAUUAAGGUCUAAAACGAAUUCGAAGAAUUUUGUUAACAGUUCAAAAGUUCCGUCUGUUUGUAAAUCUGAAGCUUGUAUGCUUGGUGUUGAUGAAGCUGGUCGUGGUCCAGUAUUAGGUCCUAUGGUGUACGGAGUGGCCUAUUGUCCAAUUCACCAAACAAAAGUUCUCAAGGACCUUGGUUGUGCAGAUUCCAAAGCACUGUCUGAGGAGAAACGAGAUGACAUAUUUACUAAGAUGCUGUUAGAUGAAGAAUCUCUAAAUAAUGUCGGCUGGGCUGCUGAAAUCAUAUCUCCAAAUUAUAUCUCAAAUUCUAUGUAUAAGCGUGCUAAGCGUUCUUUAAAUGAGGUAUCAAUGAACUCUGCAAUAGACUUGAUCAAAGGAGUAGCAGAGUCAGGGGUGAAUAUUGCAGAAGUGUAUGUGGAUACAGUGGGACCACCUGAGAAGUAUCAGGCUAAGCUUAGUGAAAUAUUUCCUAGCUAUAAAAUUACUGUGGCAAAAAAGGCUGAUUCAAUAUACCCCAUAGUGUCGGCGGCAAGUAUAGUAGCGAAAGUGACGAGAGACCAUACUCUCAAGGUGUGGAUGUUCAAAGAGGGUCUGGAGAUGGACUAUACUGAAUUUGGCAGUGGCUACCCAGGAGAUCCAUUGACUAAGAAGUUUAUUCGCGAACAAAUAGACAAUGUGUUUGGAUAUCCUCUCAUAGUAAGAUUCAGUUGGUCUACUGCAGAAGUAAUGCUUCAAGAAAAAGCUGCUACCUGCACUUUCGAAGAGGUUGAUGAAUCCACACCAAAGAAAGCAGCUGGUACUAAGUCUAUUAGUUCCUUUUUUGCAGUGAAAAAUGAAAAUGGAGAGAAAAAAAGAAAGCGCCAUAAGUUUUUCGUAGAACGGUAUUUGAGAAUAGGCAACACUUUUGAAUAA